This is a messenger RNA of Arabidopsis thaliana (thale cress), 512 nucleotides long. RefSeq lists its product as uncharacterized. The transcript has a single exon. NCBI's taxonomy places the organism in Eukaryota, Viridiplantae, Streptophyta, Magnoliopsida, Brassicales, Brassicaceae. The record is from RefSeq and is marked reviewed. The coding region runs from base 300 to 425 and encodes 41 amino acids.
UCGGCUCCGCCUCUUAUUCUCGAGAAAGCUCAUCUUGCUUCUCACAUCUAAACAAAUAUCUCAUCUCUUCUAUUCUACUUUAUCACUUCAUCUCCGUACGCUCUUCUUUCUUCGUUGCUUCUUCUUUUGAUUUAUAAAUUGGAUCCAAAACAUCAUAGGCUCUCGUCAUCCUUACAUACAAGCAUUGUUACUUUGUGAUAUAAAGAACGAAGAAUUGUACGAAGGCAACGAGCAAGAUGAGUAGCAAGGCGAAUGAGGUUUAAAAGAGUAGCAAGGCGAAUGAAGUUGAAAGGAGGAAGAUGAAUAGCACGGCCAAUGACGAUGAAAGGAUGAAUAGGAUCAUCAGAGAUGGCCGUCGUCGUUACGUCACCUGGAGCCGCAGCCGCAACCCUUCGGCAGCUCAUAUCUUUUGGUCAAAACCCUAAUAUUUUCUAGGGUUGGGCUAUUAGUUUUUGUUUUGGGCUUUUUUGAAUUGUAUUUUGGGCUUUUUAUUAAUUUGUAGUGGGUAAUUU